AUGGCCAGAUCCACUAACAGAAGCGGCGAGGAUAGGGACCCACGGGUGACCGCCCCCACGGACCGCGACGCUUCCCGGGACCUGGCGGAGCCCCGGGAACUGUCUCUGGAGGAGGUGCUGAAGUCCUACGAGCAGCCCAUCAACGAGGAGCAGGCAUGGGCGGUGUGCUACCAGUGCUGCAGCGGGCUCAGGGUGCCCCGCCCGCCGGCAGGGAGAGUCAGCCGGGUGAAGGACCCGUCCUCCAUCCUCCUCCACAGGGACGGAACCCUGGUCCACCUGCUCGGCGUGGCUAUCUACCGAGCCCUGGAUUGGGGGCUGGAUGACACUGAGGAGCGCGAGCUCAGCCCACAGCUGGAGCGCCUCAUCGAACGCAUGGCGGCAGGGGACCAAAGCGGAGGGGGCUACAGCACCGCCGGAAACGCGACAACAGAUGAGGGGUACAGUGGACAGGAAGAGGAGGAGGAGGUAGAGGAAGAGGAGGACCGGGAGGGCAUAAUCAGGCCGGUGUGUACGUUCCGCCAGGUGAUGGCGCUGUGUGCAUCUCGGCUGGCAAACCCAAGUCUGGCUCCGGAGCACUACCAGGCCGUCUGCAGGGCUCUGUUUGUGGAGACCCUGGAGCUGCAGACCUUCCUCGUCAAGAUCAGAGAUGCAAAGGAGAUGCUGAAGAAGAUCUCAUCAGAGGAAUCUCUGGAAGACAGAUCCACGGCUGAACUGGACACUCUGAAACACAGAGACUGGGCCCGUCUGUGGGUGCAGCUGAUGAAGGAGCUCAGGCAGGGAGUGAAGCUGAAGAAGGUGCAGGAGCAGCCGUUCAACCCGCUGCCCACCGAGUUCAGCCUCACGCCGUUCGAGAUGCUCAUGCAGGACAUACGAGCUCGCAAGUUCCAGCUACGCAAAGUUAUGGUGGACGGUGAUAUUCCUACUAGAGUGAAGAGAAAUGCUCAUGAACUGAUCCUGGAUUUCAUCAGAUCAAGACCUCCACUUAAACCAGUUUCAGAGCGCAGCCUCCCUCCUCCUCCCCCACAGCAGCAGUCGCUCCAUGACCAGGUCCUGGCUGAGAUCAAGCAGGAGAGGAAGCUUAGACCAGUAGUUCCAUCCAGCUCGAGGCCAUUUGGCUCUCUGCCCUGUCUGGCUCAGACGUGUCCCUGCAAUGUCAAAUCCACUUCAUGCAUCGACCUAUCCGUGUCGGAGCCCGGACCCCGGCCACCAUCCCGUCCUCGCAUCCUGCUCAAGGCCCCGACCCUGGCCGAGAUGGAGGAGAUGAACAUAUCAGAGGAGGAGGAGUCUCCAGAUAACGGGGAGCUGCGGAGGACCGAGAGCUCCCCGAUUCCUCUGAAAAGAGAUCGGUCCUUCUCGGAGCACGACCUGGCUGUGCUCCGUGGGGAAAUGCUUCCUUCGCUCUCUGAGUCGGCCCAGCUGAGCGGGGUGGUCAAGCUGAGGGUCGACAGGCCUCGAUCCAGGACUCUAACCAGCGUCGGUGCUCCUCCUCAUCACAGAGCCUCCUUCCCGGUUCACGGCUGGGUGCCGCCCUCUCCGGCCCGCCUGUCUCUGAGCUCGGUCGACGAGACUACAGAGGGAUCCGAGACCGCGUUCGAGUCCAGAGCUGGAGACGAGCACCAGUGGAUGGAGGAGUUCAGCCACCCUGUUGAGAGCCUCGCCUUAACCGUGGACGAGGUCAUCAACGUGCGGCGAGUACUGGUCAAAGCGGAGAUGGAAAAGUAUCUCCAGAGCAAAGAGCUGUACAAUAACCUGAAGCGGGGGAAGGUUUGCUGCUGCUGCAGAGUGAAGUUCCCCCUCUUCUCGUGGCCGUCUACCUGCUUACUGUGCAAAAGAUCUGUCUGCAGCUCCUGCAGUGCAAAGAUGAAGAUACCCUCAAAGAAGAUGGCCCACAUUCCUGUGUACACUGUGGGCUUUCACAGCACUCCAAAGAGCCAUGGACAAAAAAGCCAAGUCUACAAUCGCCGGAGCCUGGACAUCCUCAACAAUACUCCCAAGAGGGAGGCCAAAGCUGCUGCUGCUGCUGCUGCUGCUGCUCAGAGACCACAGCUGCAACGCCAGUCCCAAGUCGAGGCGUUCCCUCAAGCAAACUCUCACCCUCCACCUUUCCCUCAGCCACACUGUCUCCCUCCCCACUCCCAACAUUAA
Neolamprologus brichardi is the source of this 2145-nucleotide messenger RNA. The record is from RefSeq and is a predicted model, not a curated record. NCBI's taxonomy places the organism in Eukaryota, Metazoa, Chordata, Actinopteri, Cichliformes, Cichlidae.